AUGAUCAUUUACACUCUUCUUCUUGCCUCAUUGGCGGCUAAUGUUGCUGCUGGACCUUGUCGACCUGGUGUCAUUUCAUCAAGCGUCGGUACGACCACGAGCAACGCAGCCAUCACCACACUGGCCGCUGCGACCUCCAUUGAGGCGACAACAACAUCGACAGACACUUCUCCUACAACCACGAGUACUUCCGAGCUACCCCGCGAUGAAAUCAUCUUCGAAAUCAAUCCGGUAACCCGACUUCUCGCGAAACGAGACACACGAUUUCUCGGCAGUAAUAACCCUUCGGAAUGCACAUUUGCUUCCGUCUUCCGCCUCAACUACAACCAACUUCUGGAGAAUGGCGUACCUAUCUACUAUGCAGGCCAGGGAUACCAAGAACUUGCCGCUGAUGGCGAGCCACCUGUAGAUGGCAUCACCACUACAUUCUCUGUUGUUGACGGCAAGCUUUCGUGGACAAACGACGAGUUCGGCGAGGCAGGCUUCUGUCAAGAUGGAUCUGAUGGAAAGGUGUAUAUAACCUUUGGGUCAACGCCACCCGACUGCGAGUCAGUCACUCUUACGGCGUAUAAAGCAACGCAAUGUCAGAAUGGAGAAAUAGUCGGCCUUGAAAUCACCAGUGCGCUGACCACUGAUGCUGCUGACCACACUACUUCCACUGUAGAGGCCACUACCUCUGCCGCCGUUACUACUUCUGCAGAUGUUUGCGCGAAGGGUAUUGAUGGCUUGGAGGGCAACCCCCCUAGAGAAAGUCGUCUGUCUGACUGCUCAGCCCUGUAUACAGUCACUGUCAGCCCAUACCCAGUGACUAGCACUGUCGUCAAGCGUGAGCUUGCCAUCCGUAUCCCUACGGGCCGCUACACGGGCCAGCCUGUCAUCAACACACUAUUUGCCCGUGCCGAGGGAGAACCCACAGCCACCACGAUCCAACCCACCGAGGUUCCCACCUAUGCUACCUACUGCGACUCUCCAUCAGAUUACUAUGAAGCCUGCUCAGAGGCUGGAAUUACUGGUUUCACAACAACACUUCCCACACCAACCAGCACCGAUGAGACAACUGUUACAGAUUGCCCUAUGAGAAGAAUGGCAAAAAGGGCUGGUGAAGCUGUGGGCUAUAAGUAUGAGGAAAACUGGGACGCCUACAACAUGCCUGGAUACAGACUGUUCUAA
Fusarium sp. VM40 is the source of this 1170-nucleotide messenger RNA. The record is from the annotation of a GenBank genome assembly. NCBI's taxonomy places the organism in Eukaryota, Fungi, Ascomycota, Sordariomycetes, Hypocreales, Nectriaceae.